GAGAGUGUCGUCUGCUAGAGUUCGCAGUUACAUAAACACGUGGCUGUCUUUCUCAGUUUGCAUUGUUUAUAGAAAUGGCUCUUCGGAAAUUACUGCACGAAUUCCAACGCUCUGGACUCCAUAGGAUUUCUGCAAUUCGGAAUGUGUCUCACACGUCGAAAUCCGCAACAUUUGAUUGGAAGGAUGCUUUAAAUUUUGAGAGCCAGUUGACCGAGGAAGAGAAGCUCAUCCGAGAUUCUUGUCGUUCGUACUGCCAAGACAAGUUGAUGCCAAGAAUCCUGAUGGCAAACAGGAAUGAAGUUUUCCACAAAGAAAUUGUGACUGAGAUGGGUGAACUUGGCCUUCUGGGGCCAACAAUUUCGGGCUAUGGGUGCCCAGGCGUCUCUUCGGUCGCAUACGGCCUGAUCGCCAGGGAGAUCGAGCGAGUGGACUCCAGCUAUCGUUCAGCCAUGAGCGUCCAGUCCUCCCUCGUCAUGUAUCCCAUCUGGGACUACGGCACCGAGACUCAGAGACAGAAAUAUCUGCCUCGACUUGCCAGAGGGGAGCUGAUUGGGUGCUUUGGGCUUACGGAGCCGAAUCACGGGAGUGAUCCGGGUGGCAUGGAGACUCGAGCGAAGUAUCAUCCACGUAGCAAGGUUUACACCCUGACAGGGAGCAAGACAUGGAUCACCAAUUCACCAAUAGCCGACAUAGGCAUCGUUUGGGCUAAGUGUGAAGACAAGAAGAUCCGUGGCUUCAUCAUUGAGAAAGGGAUGAAAGGUCUCUUAUUUCCCAAAAUAGAGGGAAAGUUUUCUCUCAGAGCAUCUGAAACGGGCAUGAUCGUGAUGGAUGAGGUGGAAGUGCCUGAAGAAAAUUUACUUCCAAAUGCUGAGGGACUAAGAGGUCCCUUUGGAUGUUUGAAUAAUGCCCGCUAUGGGAUUGCAUGGGGGACGUUGGGUGCAGCAGAAUAG
This is a messenger RNA of Darwinula stevensoni, 950 nucleotides long. NCBI's taxonomy places the organism in Eukaryota, Metazoa, Arthropoda, Ostracoda, Podocopida, Darwinulidae. The record is from the annotation of a GenBank genome assembly.